Molecule: messenger RNA, 3338 nt
Organism: Tripterygium wilfordii
Lineage: Eukaryota; Viridiplantae; Streptophyta; Magnoliopsida; Celastrales; Celastraceae
Product: autophagy-related protein 9-like
Exons: 10
Coding region: 417-3023 (868 amino acids)
Biological process (GO): autophagy of mitochondrion; protein localization to phagophore assembly site
Cellular component (GO): autophagosome; phagophore assembly site
Source: RefSeq, a predicted model, not a curated record
GCUGGCAUAAUUCCGAUUACGAGGUGAAGUGUGCGAGGUUCUUCUUCUACCCAAGGAAUAUAAAGAACGAAGUAUUCACCUCCACGUCUCCUUCUGAUCAAUCGCACAAGACAAUCAAAAUAUUAAUCAAAAUAAUUCUCGCAAAAAUCUUCUUUUCUUCCACGCAACAAAACCCCUCUCUUUUCUGGGUUUUCUCUGCAAUCAAUCCUUUCUUCAACUUCUUGAUCCAUAUCCUUUUGUUUCGGAUUCUGGGUGAUAUAAAUUUUACUGGGUACCAUUUAAUUUCACAGUUCGUUACCUGCGUUUGAUUGUCUGUUCGCUUAAUCGGAGCUAUUCGUUGGUGGGCAGCAGAAUCUUAAUUUAACAGACGACUGGGGAAUGGACUGGUUGUUUUUGCAUGCUGAAAUUGUUUCUGAAUGAUGUUCAGUGGCAAAAGGGAUUCUAUUGCUCUCAACAUUUUCAAAUGGAAAUGGAGUGGUGAAUCAUCUUUGAGGACAGGAUUGCUUCAGGAUGUGCCUCCUGAGAUUGAGUUGUCUGAUUAUGGAAGGGUGCCAAGUCCCAGAAGUGAGAGCCCUUCUGGGCUUCUUAAUGGUGAGAGCUUGAAAGUGGAACCGAUUGCUGAUUUGGACUUGUUUUUUGAAAGGAUAUACAGCUACUACUGUGAGAAAGGGCUUUGGUGCAUUAUCAUAAAGUGGAUAGUUGAGCUGCUGAGCCUGGGUUUCACUAUUUGUUUCUCCGGAUUUUUCUUACUAUUUGUUGAUUGGAAUGGUCUUCGUAAUGCAAAGUGUGGCUUGGAUGCAAUCGAAUCUGGAACUAAGCCUUGUGAUCUUGCUAAAGAAGCUCUUCAUCAACACCCACUAACCCCUCUAACACUUUCCAAGACCAUUAUUGUUGUAUAUUUGGGGUUAUUUUCCAUUUAUUGGAUCUUCUGUUUUUUAAGGUUUUUUGCUCAGUUAAAGGUCACUCUAGGAAUCCGUCACUUCUAUUACAACAGUUUGCAUGUUACGGACAAUGAAAUUCAAACCAUGCCAUGGGCAACAAUUCUUGAAAAGGUUGUUCAGUUACAAAGCACACAACAGCUCUGUGUGGUGAAGGAUCUUUCUACACAUGACAUCGUGAUGCGCUUGAUGCGGAAGGAGAACUACUUGAUUGGGAUGCUGAACAAAGGGGUGCUUGCUUUCCCAUUCUCUCAGUGGGUCCCAGGGAUUGGUCCGACCAUCAGAUGUGGUUCUAAUGGAAAACAGUAUCGCCUAAUACUAACAAAAAUCCUUGAGUGGACCUUAAAUUGGUGCAUCCUACAGAGCAUGUUUGAUCGAAACUUUUGUGUCAGAAGGGACUUCGUUUCUAAUCCUAAAACAUUAAAGAAAAGGCUUAUGGUAGUUGGCCUUGCAAUGCUACUACUUUCUCCAUUUCUUGUUAUAUUCAUGCUGGUGUAUCUUUUCUUGCGGCAUGCUGAACAAUUCUAUAAUCAUCCAAGUACGGCAUCAUCCCGAAGAUGGUCGAACUUGGCAAAGUGGACUUUUAGAGAAUUCAAUGAGGUUGACCAUUUGUUCAAGCACCGGAUCAACAACAGUGUUGUGCAUGCUAUUGAUUAUCUUAAGCAAUUCCCUUCUCCUAUCAUAUCAAUAAUUGCCAAGUUUAUCUCUUUCGUGUCUGGUGGCUUCGCUGCUAUUUUGCUCAUCAUUGCAUUUCUGGAGGAAUCUCUGCUAGAAGGCCAUCUAUUUGGUCGCAACUUGCUUUGGUAUGCUGCUGUUUUUGGAACUAUAACUGCAAUCAGCCGGGCUGCAGUUAUGGAUGAGAUUCUGGUCCUUGAUCCAGAAGGUGCAAUGUCAAUGGUGGUCCAGCAUACACAUUAUAUGCCAAAAAAAUGGCGUGGGAAAGAAAAUACUGAAAUGGUCAGGAUAGAGUUUGAGACUCUGUUUCAGUAUACUGGAAUGAUGUUGCUCGAGGAGAUGGCUUCAAUUUUCCUUACUCCACUCUUGCUUCUGUUUGUGGUCCCUAAGCGGGUGGAUGACAUAUUGCAAUUCAUUGCGGAUUUUACAGUGGAUAUUGAAGGUGUUGGUCAUGUUUGCAGUUUUAGUGCCUUUGAUUUUCGAAACCAUGGAAAUAGCAAUUAUGGUUCUCCAUCUCAUACACCACGAAACCAGAGGAGUUCCCAGGGAAAGAUGGAGAAAUCAUUCUUGAGUUUUCAAACAACCUAUCCUUCAUGGGAAACAAACAUCCAGGGAAAGCAAUUCUUGUUAAAUCUUCGAACAUUCAGGGAGCAGAAGUUGCAAGGACUGGGGAUGAGACAUUUAUAUUCCCCUCCUAGAACAUGGCGAGGAAGCCCUCACUUGAGAGAUCGUGGGGACAGAAACAGCACAUUUUCAAGGGAAAUGCCCCAGUAUAUUCCCAGAACUGGCUAUCAGUUGGGAUCUUUGUGGCUAAUUGAUGCAGAUCAAAAGAAUCACCCCUACCUUCUCGAUUGGUAUUACACCUCUCGGCCUCAUCAGUCGACAAAUUAUAGUAGAGAUCCUCUGAGGGAACAAACCGAAGUCCCUGGGGAACAUCCUGGAGAUUAUUGGACGCCACCGAACAUGACACAAGGCCACAGAAAUUAUGAAGAUUACUGGGGUCACCAUAAUGGAGAUCGAUCAGAAUCCCAUAUGGGGGCUUCUACAUCGGGCCCUUUGUUCCGCGAGAGCAUACUUCAGCAUCAUGAUUCUGGCAAUGUAGGACAACCUACUAAAAGCCAUUGGUGGGCUAGAAGUGGCCCAGUUGGUGGACAUCCCCGAGCAAGUUUUCUUGAGCCUCCUGACUUCAACCGGUACACUUCUGAUAAGCAUAGUGAUAAACUUUCUGAUAGAAGCUUAGAGGAGCAUGAUCAAAUCUUGGACUGGGGGAGUUCAUACAGGUUAUCACGGACUUGCAUGGACGGCCUUGACCUCGAGGCGGGUGGUGAUAUUAGUCUUCCAUUUGAUGAUGUCUAUAGCAGACCUCCUGAAACUCCAACCAUAUACCGGGAUCCCUCACGCUUUGAGUGACCAAUUAUCUCUUUAUUGCUUAGGGGCUCGCGUCUUCAGAUGUAUGAAUGCAAACGGGUUUCCAUGGCUGGAACAUGCCUUGUUUUACUUGGCAAGGAGGAAACUAUAUUCUUUGAUGUAUAUAAAUUCAUUGUGAAGUUAGGUUCUCUGUAGGCCUCAACUUGAUGGCCUACCUUACAGAAUAUCAUUGGAAGCAGCCUUCUGAAAGUGUAAAAAACAAUUCCUAUCCAUUGAUCAGAUUUCAUUCCAAUUCUCAAAUCUGUUUGUAUAUAUCUGGAUCUGUUUAACUCUCUUGAUUGAUGUUCUUCUGUGUUC